Molecule: messenger RNA, 513 nt
Organism: Miscanthus lutarioriparius
Lineage: Eukaryota; Viridiplantae; Streptophyta; Magnoliopsida; Poales; Poaceae
Source: the annotation of a GenBank genome assembly
AUGGCGUUGACUCACAUUAAGGAGAACCACAAGUUUCAGAAAAAUGGCAGAGAGGGUCACAGGGAAGAUGAUCCAGCAAAGGGCCUAGCACACAUCGUCAAUGAAAUCAAAGGGAAACAUGAGCUAAAGUAUGUGUAUGUAUGGCAUGCCAUUACUGGAUACUGGGGUGGAGUCAGGCCAGGUGUAGCUGGAAUGGAGCACUACGAAUCAAAGAUGCAGCAGCCUGUGUCAUCACCAGGGGUUCGGAAAAACGAGCCCUGUGAUGCUUUGGACAGCAUAACGACCAAUGGACUGGGCCUUGUGAACCCUGAGAAAGUAUUCAGUUUCUACAAUGAACUCCACUCGUAUCUUGCAUCUGCUGGGAUCGAUGGGGUCAAGGUAGACGUGCAGAACAUCCUUGAGACGCUGGCUGCUGGCCAUGGGGGAAGGGUACUGCUAGCUAGAAAGUACCAGCAGGCUCUAGAAGCUUCCGUCGCUAGGAACUUCCCUGACAAUGGCAUCAUAUAUGCAUGA